AUGCAAACUAAUCCUAACAUUGAGUAUAGGAUGAGAUUGAUUGGUAAGAGGACCGUGGAUGCACGGACCUACAACUUGCCCACAGUAUCAGAGGUUGCUGCUUUGAUUGUUGGUGAUCUAGACCCCAGUUUAGGCCACCGAGAUAUUUUGGUCGAAACUAGAUCAGGUGCUCUUAAGAGAAUAAACGAGCUUAACCUAGCAUAUUUGCCACUACAAUAUCCUAUUGUGUUCCCCUAUGGAGAAGAUGGCUAUAGGGAGGAUAUUCAAUUUAGUCUACCCAAGAAUGAAGAUAAUGGUGGCAGAGUUCGUGUAUCACAACGUGAGUUCUUCGCAUAUAAGAUAUAUGAUAGGUUUAACGAAGUAUCAACAAUGCUAUAUGCCAAGAGACUUUUCCAACAGUUCCUGGUUGAUGCUUACACCAUGGUGGAAUCGAGCAGACUAUUAUACAUUCGUAAUAAUCAAAAGGCUUUAAGGUGCGAAGCUUAUAAAGGCAUGUCUGAUGCAUUGACUAGAGGAGAAGUUGAUACAACCAAUCAAAGGAAGCGAAUCAUACUACCUUCAAGUUUCACUUGCGGAGCUAGAUACAUGAUCCAGAAUUACCAAGAUGCCAUGGCCAUUUGUCGACACAAGGGUUAUCCAAAUCUUUUCAUCACAUUCACAUGUAACCCGAAGUGGCCUGAAAUACAAAGAUACAUGAAGAAGUGCAACUUAAAUGCAGAGGAUAGUCCUGACAUUGUUUGCCGGGUGUUUCAAAUGAAUUUGGAUUCAUUGGUGAAGGAGAUACGCGCGGGAAAUCUCUUUGGUGUCGUAACUGCAGUUGUUUACACUAUUGAAUUCCAAAAGCGUGGUUUACCACAUGCCCACAUUCUUAUCUUCCUAGAAAGAACCACUACAUUGUCUACAGCAUCAUGCAUGGACAGUUUCAUUUCUGCUGAAAUUCCUGACAAAGAAGUAGACAAAGAGUAUUACGAUGCUGUGGAAGAGUUUAUGAUUCAUGGACCAUGUGGACUUUACAAAUCUAACUCGCCAUGUAUGGUGAACAAGAAAUCUUCGAAACACUUCCCAAAGAAAUUUGUGGCUGUAUCUUCUUGGGAUGAUGAUGGCUACCCAAUCUACCGACGUCGUGACAAUGGUAGGAAUGUCCAGAAAAAUGGUGUGCAAUUAGAUAGUAGACACCCUUCUGUCGAAAGAUUAAGCUUUCACCUCCCUGACUGUCAGUCUAUUAUAUUUGAGGACGAUGACAAGAUACAAAACGUCCUUAAUAGACCGACAAUAAGUCAUAGCAUGUUCACUGCUUGGUUUGACGCUAACAAGACAUAUGAGUCCGCUAAAGUGUUGGCUUACAUUGACAUGCCAACAAAGUUUGUGUGGAAAAAAGACCUAAGACAAUGGCAUCCAUGGAAAAGGGGAUUCUCAAUUGGUCGCAUAUUUUACGUGCCUCCAGGAAGCGGUGAGAUAUAUUACUUGAGAUGUCUGCUCAAUCUUGUUCGAGGUCCAACCAAUUUUGAAGACAUAAAGUAG
Molecule: messenger RNA, 1521 nt
Organism: Ipomoea triloba (trilobed morning glory)
Lineage: Eukaryota; Viridiplantae; Streptophyta; Magnoliopsida; Solanales; Convolvulaceae
Exons: 3
Coding region: 1-1521 (506 amino acids)
Source: RefSeq, a predicted model, not a curated record